AUGGCUUUCUUUGCCUUCUUUCUCAUCUUAUGCCUUUUGCCCUUUUCACCACCAACCAACUGCAUUUCUUCUCCAGAAUCCCAACAUACACAAACAGUUCGCCUAAACCACCAUGACACCAUACAAGCCAUAGAAGAUUUCAUGGCUUUUGAUGCUGGCCAGUUACUACAAGAAUCUAUCCAGGUACCGGCCACCACCACCACCACCACCUCCUCCUCGUCAUCCCCUUUCCAGGGCAAUUAUAUCCCUGUCUACGACAUUGACAUCUUUCUCAAAUCAGGCUAUGAAGAUUAUCGCUCUCUGAUUCUGUUUCGCCUGGCUCGUAAUGCCAAAAGGUUUGAAUGGUUGUCGACAUCAUUAACUGAUUCUGCGGUGGUUGAUAUUCCUUACUAUUACGAGAGUGCGUCUUAUGUGGGGAUUAUGGACAUAGGGAAUCCACCACAGAGAGCUCACCUACUCGUAGACACUGGCUCUAGAUUCGUAUGGUGGGAUUGCCAGCCAUGCAAUAAUUGCCCUACUUUCAGCUAUAAUCCUUCCCGCUCAUCAUCAUAUCGUCAAGUGGAUUGUCGAAUGGAGGAUGAGUGUCCAGGCAAUGAAGGCCUUUUCUGGGGUUGUGAUAUGGAUGGUAACAACAAGUGUGAGUUUAAAGUUGUGUAUCGUGAUUCCACAGAAGCUGAAGGUUUUCUUGCCUACGAGAAAGUAACAACUACCCAUGGUGAAGAGGGUGGCGACGUAGUCCUUGUGGAAAAUCUUCGGUUUGGGUGUGCAGAAAAGUCUCCAGCAAGUAUGAUAGGUAAGAAGUUCACUGGAAUUCUGGGUUUUGGACCCAACACUUACUCCUUCAUCUAUCAAAUGAAUGCUACUAGUUUUAGCUUCUGUCCUAAAAGUCAUACUGCUUCUGUAGCCACGAGUUUAUACUUCAAUUCCCUGCCUAUACCUGAUGACUUCACCUUCAGAACCCCUCUUCUCCAAAAUAUUCAACCAAUAUAUUACGCUGUGAACCUUACUGGUGUGUAUGUGAGAUGGGAAUUUCUGGAGAUUAAGUCUCUUACUAACUCAGAUGGCCGGGUUGGAGCAGUGGUAGAUUCGGGAACAAGUAUAUCUAUGUUUCCUCUCCAAUUCUAUAACCAAUUCCGUGAUACUUUUACUGGGCAUAGCCAAUGGUUAAGUCGUUUGCCGGGGGAGCAAUUUUUUGAUACCUGUUACAACAUCUCCUCACCCGAAUGGUACUUGGAAGUUCCGGAGAUCAUAUUCCAGUUUUCUGGGGUUACAGGUCAUGAAGUUCUUAGCUAG
Coffea eugenioides is the source of this 1293-nucleotide messenger RNA. RefSeq names its product protein ASPARTIC PROTEASE IN GUARD CELL 1-like. The record is from RefSeq and is a predicted model, not a curated record. Gene Ontology annotation, molecular function: aspartic-type endopeptidase activity. NCBI's taxonomy places the organism in Eukaryota, Viridiplantae, Streptophyta, Magnoliopsida, Gentianales, Rubiaceae. The transcript has a single exon. Gene Ontology annotation, biological process: proteolysis. Bases 1 to 1293 code for a protein of 430 amino acids.